ACCAAACCAUACAAUAUUUUCUGCGUCAUUAAAAACCAGUGUCACCCGCCAGAACCCAAACUCAGUAUGGAUUAUCUCAUCAUACUACUCAUUGUAUUCUCCAUACUUUGGACAUCCAUUCGUGCCCUCAAUUCCGCAGCCCUAGCCCGCCGGAAGUCACCGGCAGCUCCGCCGCCGCCCGGCCCGCCCCGUAUUCCCGUCCUAGGAAACCUCCCACAACUCCGCCGCGGAUCACCCUAUCAAAUACUAUCCACUCUAGCCAAAGCAUACGGCCCCGUCAUGUCUCUCAAGCUCGGAACCGUCACCACCGUGGUCUUCUCCACCGCGGACGCCGCCAAAGAGGCUUUGAGCAAACACGACGCCGUCCUGGCCGACCGAGCGGUCCGCCACGUCAUCAAAGCCCUGGACCACCACAAGGCCUCCGUCAUAUGGUCGCCCGUGUCGGACAACUGGCGCAACCUCCGCAAGAUCUUGACGGUGCAAAUGUUCGUGACCCACCGCCUCAACGCCAGCCAGGAUCUCCGCUUGAAAAAGGUGCAGCAGCUGCGCGAGCACUUGCGCGAGAAGAGCCGCGACGGCGCCGCCGUGGACGUGGGCGGAGCAGUGUUCACGACCCUGCUGAAUAUGAUAUCGAACACUCUGUUCUCGGUGGAUUUGGCGGGUUACUGUUCGGAGGAAUCGCACGAGUUUGAGAGCAUGGUGUUUGGGGUGAUGGAGGAAAGCGCAAAGCCUAAUCUGGCGGACCUUUUUCCGGCGCUCCGGUGGAUGGAUCCGAAGGGUGGGUUGAAGCGGAUGAAGAUGAUUUGUGAAAAGUUCAUGGGAUUGUUUGAAAAAAUUAUUAAUGAAAGAUUGCAGGCCACAAGUACUUCGUCCUUGAGGAAUGAUAAUAACAAUAAAAAUGAUGUGUUGGAUGCGCUCCUCAAUCUCAACCUAGAGAAGGACUACCAGCUUACUCUCGAUAAUUUGAAACAUUUGUUUCUGGAUAUAUUUGUUGCUGGAAUUGACACAAGUGCGAGUAUGUUGGAAUGGGCAAUCGCAGAAUUACUUCACAAUCCUGAAAAGUUGGCAAAAGCCCAAACUGAGCUCCAACAAGUUCUUGGAGAGGAUGGACAAAUUCAAGAAUCGGACAUUUCAAACCUCCCUUACUUGCAAGCAGCGGUAAAAGAAACGCUCCGAUUGCAUCCUCCAGGCCCCCUUUUACUUCCUCAUAAAGCUAUGUGUGACGUAGAAAUAUUCGGUUUCAAAGUUCCCAAGAAUGCUCAAAUACUAGUUAAUGUGUGGGCAAUUAGCCGAGACCCGAACUCAUGGUGCAACCCUAAUUCAUAUCAUCCUGAAAGAUUUUUGGAGAGCAAGAUUGAUUUUAAAGGACGAGAUUUCGAGUUUCUACCUUUUGGCGCUGGAAGAAGGAUUUGUCCUGGAUUGCCAUUGGCUCAUCGAAUGAUGCAUAUGAUCUUAGCUACUUUUCUUCACUUUGAUUGGAAGCUCGAUGGUGAUAUGAAACCAGAAGACAUGGACAUGAAUGAAAAGAGCGGCGUUACCUUGGUGAAGAGAGCCAAACCUCUCUGGGCUAUUCCAAUAAAAGCUUGACUACUCACAUAAAUUAGUAUUUAUUUAUUUAUCUAUUUAUUUUGGGAAAUAAUGUUAGCAUUUUAAUUGUAACAGUUAGAAUGAUUAGUAAAAAUAAUUAAGGGCAUGCUUGCUAUAGCCCAAGUAAUAAUUAAUAAUUUCACAUCAUAUGUGAAUUAUAUA
This is a messenger RNA of Malania oleifera, 1749 nucleotides long. Its product is annotated as cytochrome P450 76T24-like. The record is from RefSeq and is a predicted model, not a curated record. NCBI's taxonomy places the organism in Eukaryota, Viridiplantae, Streptophyta, Magnoliopsida, Santalales, Ximeniaceae. Bases 67 to 1587 code for a protein of 506 amino acids. Gene Ontology annotation, molecular function: heme binding; iron ion binding; monooxygenase activity. The transcript is spliced from 2 exons.